AUGUUGGGGCUUUCAUGUUUGGGUUAUUGGCAUAGGAUUCUAUUGUUCAUACUGAUGCGUAUUGCAGGAUGGCAUUUAAGCCAGAAUAAGAUGCAAUUCUUCAAUUUUGCUCAUUUUUCGUGGAAAUGGAUGCAAUCAGGAAAUGUUGCUGAAUGCCGGUUUCAAAAGUCAAAGAAACUAGAUUUGUCGGUGUCAUUAAAUGGGUCUUGGGCUACUUUGGCUGCUGAUGUUACAAAAGUCACCAAGGACUUGGAACGGGACAAAGAAAGCCUGGAGCUUAUGUCUUUAAAUCUGCUUUUACCUUUUACCCCUCAGAGAGGAGCUUCAGUCAGUUAA
Molecule: messenger RNA, 336 nt
Organism: Fraxinus pennsylvanica
Lineage: Eukaryota; Viridiplantae; Streptophyta; Magnoliopsida; Lamiales; Oleaceae
Source: the annotation of a GenBank genome assembly